This is a messenger RNA of Callorhinchus milii (elephant shark), 3964 nucleotides long. It is a transcript of the gene znf143b, whose product is annotated as zinc finger protein 143b. Gene Ontology annotation, biological process: regulation of transcription by RNA polymerase II. Lineage: Eukaryota; Metazoa; Chordata; Chondrichthyes; Chimaeriformes; Callorhinchidae. The coding region runs from base 222 to 2153 and encodes 643 amino acids. Gene Ontology annotation, molecular function: DNA-binding transcription factor activity, RNA polymerase II-specific; RNA polymerase II cis-regulatory region sequence-specific DNA binding. Gene Ontology annotation, cellular component: transcription regulator complex; PcG protein complex. The transcript is spliced from 16 exons. The record is from RefSeq and is a predicted model, not a curated record.
AAAUCUCACCAAUAUAGAUGUUGAUGUGUACAUGUGUCCGCUGCUUUUGUGUUACAAGUUGGCCUGCGAGGCAGGUGCCACUGACAACCCAGAAUUUCCUGAACCCUGCUUUGUCCAUCAAGUUGUCUGCAAAAUUGGCUGUGCGGUUUUGCUAACUGGAAUCCAUGUUUCUGACUGUUAGGAGUCACAUCUAUAAAAGCAGCUCCGAGAGCAAAUGAGAUAUGUUACUGGCACAGAUGAACAGAGACGCCCAAAGCAUGGCAGAGUUUCAAGGAGGGGGAGAUGGUCAGCACGUCACACUUUGCCUAACGGAAACGGUUGCCGUUACAGAUGGUGAACGACUUGAAAAUAUGGAUGGUGUGAGUUUGCAAGCUGUUACUCUUGCAGACGGUUCUACAGCAUAUUUUCAACACAGCUCUAAAGAUGGGAAGUUGGUGGACGGUCAAGUGAUUCAACUGGAGGAUGGGUCUACAGCCUAUGUCCAAAAUGUUGCAGUAACAAAAGGAGAUUGUUUGCGUUUUGAAGAUGGCCAGGCAGUUCAACUGGAGGAUGGAUCGACCGCGUAUAUUCAUCAUACACCAAAAGAUGGUUAUGAUCCGAAUGCUGUACAGGCUGUCCAGCUGGAAGAUGGCACAACUGCCUACAUUCACCAUACAAUACAGGUUCCCCAGACUGACACCAUCCUUGCUGUUCAAGCUGAUAGUACCCUGACAGGAUUGCAUACGGGAGAAACCACAGUAGAUCCAGAAACCAUCAGUGCACUAGAACAGUACGCCACCAAGGUGACUACUGAUAGAAGUGACAGUACAGUUCUAGUGACUGAGAGUGACAGUGAGAAAAAGAUGCAGAUUGUUAUUCAGGGUCAUGGGCCAAUACGGAUGAGUGCCAAGGCACAGCCGGGAGAAAAGGGUUUCCGCUGCGAGUAUGAGGGCUGUGGGAGACUAUACACAACCGCUCACCAUCUCAAGGUACAUGAGAGAGCGCAUACAGGAGACCGCCCGUAUCGAUGUGAACAUCCAGGCUGUGGAAAGGCUUUUGCUACCGGAUAUGGAUUGAAAAGCCAUACAAGGACCCACACAGGAGAAAAGCCAUAUAGAUGCCCAGAAGAGAGUUGUGACAAAGCUUUUAAAACCUCAGGGGACCUACAGAAACAUAUUCGAACUCACACAGGUGAGAGACCAUUCAAAUGCCCCUUUGAAGGAUGUGGCAGAUCAUUCACCACAUCGAAUAUUCGUAAGGUGCACAUUAGGACACACACAGGUGAACGCCCUUAUUUCUGUACAGAGGCAGCCUGUGGACGUGCCUUUGCAAGUGCAACUAAUUAUAAAAACCACAUGAGAAUACACACAGGAGAGAAACCUUAUCUGUGCCCUGUACCUGGUUGUGACAAACGUUUCACUGAGUACUCCAGUUUAUACAAACAUCAUGUGGUUCAUACGCAUUCCAAACCAUAUAACUGUAACCACUGUGGCAAAACAUAUAAACAGACUUCUACACUGGCAAUGCAUAAACGAACCGCACAUGGGGACAGUGAGCCAACUGAAGAAGAGGAAGCAUUCUUUGACUCACAAGAUGUUACUCCUGGGGAUGAAGUCCUGAAGGCAGAACCAAUUACUUAUGUAACAGGUGUUGAAGAAGACGAUGGGAUGUCUGCACAUGUUACUACUGUGACACAAGUAAAUGUAGGCCAACAUAUGGCUCUUAUUACACAAGAUGGUACCCAACAGGUCAGUAUAUCUCAGGCAGAUGUGCAAGCAAUUGGCAACACCAUCACUAUGGUAACACAGGAUGGCACUACCAUCACUGUCCCUACACAUGAGGCAGUGAUUUCUGCACAAGAGACUCGCUCUGUUACUAUGGUGACAGCGGAUGGCUCCGAUGGACAACAGGUUGCUAUAGUGACUCCAGAUUGUGUGAUGAGAGGCGAGGCCACUAUAGCUGCAUUACAGGCAGCAUCAACUGAAGUGGAAAAGAUAGUGGCCCAUGAGCAUCAUUUGGUGACUGGAACAGCGCGACCAGUUACAUUACUAGCUACAGCAAACGGCACUCAGAUUGCAGUGCAGCUUGGUGAACAGCAAACAUUGGAGGAAGCGAUCAGAAUAGCAUCCAGAAUACAACAUGGUGAAACCCCGGGGGUGGAUGAACAUCAAUAAAGUAGCAAUUGAAAGCAAUAAAAAGGAGCUGAAGUUCUGCCUGUAUAGCGUGCAGUCUGUAUUCACAGGCAAAUUCAGCCACAAAUGGAGCUUUAAAAUGACAACAUUAAAGCUGCAAUAUAUUACACUUAACAUCAUGAAUUUCUUAGUUUUGUUUAGGGUACUAGUUGAAGAUAUGUUAAUGAAACAAAAAUGUGCCGUACCGCACAGAAUACUCUGAUUUGGGUAAGUAUUCUUUUGUUUCUUUUAAUAAUCCUUGCAGUUCGAUUGCAUCCUAUUCUUCCCAUAUAACCUGUAGUGUAACCAUCAUAAUUUAUUUCAUGACUGCUCAGGAGCACCAGAUGAACCGCAGAAAGAUAGUACCUGUGCAAACCACAGCAUUAGAGAUGCAUGCAUAAGUGGAAAAUAUUACUAUACUACUGAUGUCUAGUUUAAUGAUGCUGAUCCUGAAGUUGAUUAAUUUUACCAAAUGCAUAUGUACAUUUUCUUAAUAUGAUUUUGCUAAAGCCUGUAUAAAUUGAAUUGGAUUUUUUUUUACUUUCCAUGGUAUGUUGCAGCUUUAGAGUAUAAAUCAAUGCCGUACCUGUAGAUUUUGUACAGUUUUGACUAGACAAAUCAGGUUCUUGAUAUUAUGGUACUUGAACUGUAGGCCCAAAAAUGUUGAGUGCCUGAACUUGCAUUUAAAAACUGCAUGUAUUCCAACAGCUGAGAAGUGAAAUGUUUAAAUGUUAUAAUCUAGUUCAAUAUUAAACGUUAAACAUUGCUCUCUAGGAUAGCCUAGCAGGUAAAGGAAGUACCCAGCCUAGCACACCGUCAUACAGACCGGAAAGUCGCAGGUUCGAAUUUUGGUCUGUGUUAUCUAAUCUGACAAGACAAUUUUGGGUGCUAUGAUUGGUCUCACCAAUGCAAGGGAGGGAGAGGAAGUUUUUCCUGCGUUCCCGUUCCUGAGCUCUCCAAUAAUUCCUGCUGUGAAAUAUGGUGCUUCGACUUUGUGUGAGGACGUGGAUGUGGUGCCUUCCACAGUCUACUAGUAAGUGGUUUAACAAUCUAAACACUCACUCUGUAGGCUGAACACACGAAGAAUGGUUGUCCUUACCCCAGCAAGAGAAUCAGCUUUGGGGGUUGAGGGGAAUUGGUUUAAAAAAAAGUUUUACAUAUUUGGAACUACAGUUUUACAAUUUUACAAAAGUUUAUUUCGUACUAUUAAAAGUUUGAUCUUCUGCUCUUGGCUUGUGACCAACUACCUGUAAAUACAUACCACUAAUGCUACAGUUGUAACCUAUAUUUUACCUUUUACAUAUGAUCAUGUAAAAGUUUCAAAGGAAGAGCUUUUGGUUGUGCAAUAUUAAAAGACCUACAAUUGAAUCUUAUUCUGCUUUAUUCAAAAAUAACAUACGUUUUUCUUUUGCUUUGUUAUUUUGAAUUAACUUCUGGAAGCAAAAAAAUAUUGCCUGAACGACUUCCUGAACUUAUGACAAAGGUGUAUCCUGUGCAGAGGCUUUAGAAUCAUACAUGCUUACAUGUAAGCAAUAACUCCUGACAAGAGCGCACAAGGCAAUAGACGCUCCUGUGUUGAUUUACUGUAUCUGAAUCAUUUUAUUAUGGCAUAAGGAGCCAAUGUUGUCCUGAAGACUACAAAAAAUAAUUGCUAUUAUGCUAUAUUUUAAUAAAAACAAAAAUCGUGAAAUAAGUUUAAAAUGUUUGUUUACAUUAUAAUUUUUUAUGUGGAGUAGCAGCUUAUCUUUUUUUUGUCAGCUGGUGUUGCUAGGGGAUAUUUUUAAAGUGUAUUAAAAGAAAAUAUUUUGAAAUGA